GACAAGAUCUAAGGCAGUCUGCGGCCUCAAAUAUCUUGCAACUCUUAAUCUCAUUUUUAACCACAAUUUCCCGGAUUAUGGCAGCACUCGUUUUGGCGCUUUCUCUGAACUGAUUUUCCUGCUUUCCUCCAGCUCAAAACCUUCCUUCCCCCACCGCCCCCAAACCUAACAAAAUUGAAUUUCGAGAAAAAAAAAAUCAAUCUUUGCAGUUAACGAUGGACGAAGAUAGAAUAGUGCUCGUUUUGGCGAAGACCUCAGACUUAAGGUCCAAAAUUGUCAGCUGCAUUCAGAAUACAGCUUCUAAUGCAGACCGAGAAAGUGGAGAGAGUGUGUCCAAGGAAUCUGAAGCAAACCCAGAUGCAGAAAAUAGAGAAAACGAUGUUGAGGAGGAAGCUGAGGAGAGUCUCCUCAGUAUCAAAGAUGCUCUUGAAUCCCUUGAGGCGCAGCUGUCUUCUUUGCAGGCACUGCAGCAGCAACAGUGGUACGAAAAAGAAGCAGCCUUGGCUGAAAUCGGAUACUGCCAGCAGAAGUUGCUCAAAGAGCUGAAGGAAUACAAAGGCAAGGACUUGGAAGUCAUACACGAGGCCGUGGCUUUUGCCAGCGAAACUGAGGACAACAGCGAUCUCCUUCUUCCUCCAUAUCCAAGCCGGCCUUCUCAAUCCAUCGUGUCCAAAAACGGCUACCUCUCUACUUUCACCUCAUCUCGGAGAUCCUCUCAAAACGGGUUCACAAGUGGUGGCGCAAAACACCACCACAACAUCCCCAACAACUUCGACAAACCAGAGGCCGGGGGAGCAUUCAAGUCCGUCAGAGCCUUGUUAGGCACAGCAGCCAAGACGGCCAUAACCGUAGUCGGGGUGAUCACCAUCUUGAGCUUGGCGGGCUUCGAGGCGCGACUGGGGAAACGGGAUAACCAGUUCAAGUUCUCGGAUCUGUUUCAGCAGCGGCGGGAUGAGGAGAAGGGGAGUGGCGCGGAGUGCCCGCCGGGGAAGGUCCCCGUCGUCGAAAACGGGGAGACGAGGUGCGUUGUGAAAGAGAGAGUUGAAGUUCCAUUUGAAUCUGUUGUUUCUGCUCCAAAUGUGAGUUAUGGAUGUGAUGUGGUGAUUAUGUUUACCAAAGAAGAAGAAGGUCUAGUGGUGAAGUCAUGGAACUUGAUGAAGAAGGAUGCUGCCGAAUGGGGUCUCAAGUUUUUUCUCAAGAUAUUUGAGAUAGCCCCAUCAGCUCAAAAAAUAUUCCCAUUUCUGCGAGAUUCAAAUGUUCCGCUGGAGCAGAAUCCUAAGCUUAAGCCUCAUGCCAAAUCUGUAUUUGUCAUGACAUGUGAAGCUGCACUACAACUUAGGAAAGAAGGAAAAGUUGUGAUAAGAGAAUCCACCCUAACAAAAUUAGGGACUGUCCACUCCAAAUAUGGCGUCGUUGAUGAACAUUUUGAGGUGACGAAAUAUGCAUUGUUGGAGACUAUAGAAGAGGCAGUGGGAGAAAUUUGGUCACCAGAAAUGAAGAAGGCGUGGAGUGUGGCAUAUGAUCAUUUGGUUGCUGCCAUCAAGUCUCAUAUGAAUCCACAAUCAUGAAUUGAAUUCACUUCAUAAAUCAUUUAUUUCAAUCACACAUUUGGUUUAAUUUUGUCUGUUAUGGUUGUAUUGUGCAAAAUUAGUUACUAUGUCGAUUAUUGCGUUGUUAUUUGUUGAAUAAAAUGUGUUAUUUGAGUUAAAAA
Molecule: messenger RNA, 1711 nt
Organism: Salvia splendens (bonfire salvia)
Lineage: Eukaryota; Viridiplantae; Streptophyta; Magnoliopsida; Lamiales; Lamiaceae
Product: plastid division protein PDV2
Exons: 6
Coding region: 216-1568 (450 amino acids)
Molecular function (GO): heme binding; oxygen binding
Source: RefSeq, a predicted model, not a curated record